This is a messenger RNA of Aspergillus neoniger CBS 115656, 1827 nucleotides long. RefSeq names its product RING finger protein. Gene Ontology annotation, biological process: protein polyubiquitination; positive regulation of proteasomal ubiquitin-dependent protein catabolic process; ubiquitin-dependent protein catabolic process. Lineage: Eukaryota; Fungi; Ascomycota; Eurotiomycetes; Eurotiales; Aspergillaceae. Gene Ontology annotation, molecular function: ubiquitin protein ligase activity; ubiquitin conjugating enzyme binding; zinc ion binding. The annotation marks the transcript as partial. Gene Ontology annotation, cellular component: cytoplasm; ubiquitin ligase complex. The record is from RefSeq and is a predicted model, not a curated record. The transcript is spliced from 4 exons.
CUUGCCACGGGCAGAAACGCUUUCACCACGCCUCCCCUCACGAGAAAGAGGAAGGCGGCCGCGGCGACGCUUGUAGAUAACGAACCCAAAACAGCCGCCACCAAGGCUUCCGUCGCCCUUUCGCCUGCCGCCACCGCAACCUCCUCUUCGGGCCAAUCCUCCCGCAAAAAGCAGAAGCCCGCGGUCCAGGACCCUGACUCGGAUUAUACCAUAGCGACUCCUGGUAGCUUUUCGGUUCCCGUGCGAUCGAAGGAGGAGGAGGAGGAUAUCGAUACUCCGGCGUCUACCAGCAUGGAGUCGGAUGAGGACUUCAUGAGUGUCGGGUCGAGCCCGGAUGAUUUCCUGGAUACCCAAGGAAGUGAUGUCGAGAGUCUUGGGGAAGACUUCGGUGACGAUUUCGACGGCGGAUUCUCUAAAGAUAAGGAUAUCAUCGCGACGAAACGAAAGCCUUAUGAGGUUGAGUUUACUGUUCUGAGCCCGGAGGAUAUCGAUCGAGAACAGAACUUGCAGAUUAACGAGGUCUCCUCGAUCCUUGGAUUGCCCCCAGAGUCGUCGGCUAUUCUGCUGCGAUAUGGACGAUGGAAUCGGGAGAAGUUGAUCGAGUCAUACAUGGACCAUCCCGAGAAGACGCUGGAGGAGGCAGGCCUCGGCACCAACUUUGAUGGAACGCCAAAGACUGAAGUGAUACCAGGGUUCGUGUGCGACAUCUGCUGCGAGGACGGGGACGACCUUGAGACAUAUGCCAUGCGUUGCGGGCACCGCUUCUGUGUGGAUUGCUAUCGUCAUUAUCUGAGACAGAAGAUCCGGGAGGAGGGUGAAGCAGCGAGGAUAGAAUGCCCGAGUGAUAGCUGCAAUAUGAUUGUGGACUCGAAGUCAUUAGGUCUUCUGGUGACAAACGAUCUUAAGGAGAGAUACCACGCGCUUCUUACACGAACAUACGUCGAUGAUAAAGACAACCUCAAAUGGUGCCCGGCGCCCAACUGUGAAUACGCGGUUGACUGCCCUAUAAAGCAGCGUGAUCUUCGUCGUGUCGUACCCACUGUACAGUGCGACUGUAGGCACUAUUUCUGCUUUGGAUGCACACUAAAUGACCACCAGCCAGCACCCUGCACGCUGGUGAAAAUGUGGCUCAAGAAGUGCGAAGAUGAUUCCGAGACGGCGAACUGGAUCUCUGCCAACACCAAGGAGUGUCCCCGAUGCCACUCAACGAUCGAAAAGAAUGGUGGAUGCAACCACAUGACGUGUCGCAAGUGCAAGCACGAAUUCUGCUGGAUGUGUAUGGGACUGUGGUCUGAACACGGCACUAGCUGGUAUAACUGCAACCGCUACGAGGAGAAAUCUGGAUCAGAUGCCCGAAGUGCGCAGGCGCGAUCCCGGGCGUCGCUGGAGCGAUAUCUCCACUACUAUAACCGCUAUGCCAACCAUGAACAGUCCGCCAAGCUGGACAAAGAUUUGUAUCUUAAGACGGAGAAGAAGAUGACGAGCCUGCAGUCGCAGUCUGGACUCUCAUGGAUCGAGGUGCAGUUCCUCGAUACCGCAUCGCAGGCACUACAGCAAUGUCGCCAGACGCUGAAGUGGACAUAUGCCUUCGCCUACUACCUCGCCCGCAACAAUCUGACGGAGAUCUUCGAGGAUAACCAGAAGGAUCUGGAAAUGGCGGUGGAGAGCCUGAGUGAGAUGUUCGAAAAGCCCGUACCGGAGCUGGCGAACUUGAAGGUCGACAUCUUGGACAAGACGGCGUACUGCAACAAGCGCCGGGUGAUCCUCCUCAGCGAUACUGCAGAGAACUUGAAAAACGGGGAAUGGUCCUUCAACGUGGAAUGGUAG